AUGUCAGGUUUGUCCGCUGCACCCCGUCUAUCGACCACGGACACAAUAUAUCUGCUUCAUCACGUCUUCCUGCCCCCCAAACUGCCACAGGAAGAUGAUUAUAACGCUUCACAUGAAAGUGCUCUGCUCGAUGGCGUUAUUAAUGCCCUCGCUCUGUUUCAGGAAUAUAGUCAUGGGCAGGAAAGUGAAGUUGUUGACAGUGUCAAAGUGAUGCUCACUCGUUUGAGAGCGACGCGCGAUUGUCAUGGGGACGUGAAUCACGUCGAGCUUCGAAAGGCUCUAGAAAAAUUGGAGAAUUCAGGAGGUGCUCUACCUGUGCAUGUUCGUUGCCAGAAUGCUGCGGUCUUAAUGACCAGGCACAGCGAUUCAAUACAUGUCGAGACGUUUGAACUAUCACCUCGGAACGAAGCCGUCAACACUACGGUGGGUCGACUCCAACGCCAAUUUCCUGGGCCAACCUUUGCUUUGGAUCGAGCCGUCUUCAAUGAACCAAAUAUGCAAACUACCAUUGCGCACGCCCUGGAGAGCAUGAGUCGUCAGCCUGCCCCGGGAACCAAGCCAAAAGUGAAGAAGGCGCGGCAGGAGCACGACGAGAAUCGGGAUACAACCGAUCCGAUGCUGGUUACGGAGUUGUUCACAACAUUCCUUCGCCCACAAUGCAGAAUUGUGAACAGCUUGCAGGUCUGUAAGAACACAAGGGAAGAGGUCCUGUGGCUCAACAGUCUGCAACCUUGGAGACGGUCCGCCCUCUGGCUCCAGAUUCGAGUUACGAUGCAAUUGGUCAUUCGGAGGCUCUUCCAGCGCAAAGAAAUCUCAGCUGACCUUUAUAAAGAAUUCAUGAUCUUUUACAUGAGUUCCAUUCUCCGCCGCUGUCCCAGUAGCAUAAGCAGUGAGCACCGGUAUAUCAUGACUUCCAAAAUCGUGCGCCGGUUACGAAAGCUUGAUCUGGCGGAUGAUCAUGCUUGGCUUCCGUUUGUCCAGUGUUCCCUUCAACAAGCGAAUGACGUCCUAGAAGAAAGAUGGAGCAGCAUCCUCGCCCGUAACGCCUGCCGACCUGACAUGUCUUCCAUGGCUCGACUCAACUUUCAAGAUGACACUAAUUGCUCACUGCCCGGUCUUGAUGAGUGGCUUCAGAGCAUCAGAACCGGCCAAGACUCCUCAGUGCCGCCAGAUGCCUACCCACAGUCUGGAUUCUUGGAUUUUGAGCCUGCAGAGCUCCCAUCGCUCUUCCGACUGACUGACCCCGACUAUCACGUCUACAAUCUCGCUGCCUUCGAAGCUUGGGUUGACUUGAAUCUUCAAUCCUGGACUGAGACACAUAUUAGCCAUGAAGACACCUGCGAACGACUAAGCAGAUUAGUCAAUGCCUAUUAUAGUAUUGCAUCCAAAUUGUACGCUGCUAAUCCUGAGGCAUUGUCAGCCAUGCUUCUCACCAUUCUGGAGCUCUGGAUAGCUUGCGACAAAUCCGCCGUCCAUAUUCAUCCGCUGCUUCGCCAGUACAAGACUUGUAUUCCGAUACAUCUCUUCCAGUCUCUCCUGUUACCUCGUCAAUCCCAGCUUACCAGGUUGGCACACGCGGAAAGGUACAUGCGUCAACGCCACCAGGGCGUCCAGUACAGAGGUUCCAAAAUUCUAACCGACUUUGGAGCCCCUUCCUCCUUUUCCGUGCGCUACUUCAAGCAGUCCGCUGAACACCAACGUUUGCUUGCCAAUAUUGAACAAAGAGCUGAAUCCGAGAAGGCGGACAAAGUUGUGGAGCUGCACCGAAAACAUGAGCAGUAUAGGGAGUUAUGUGCUCGCCGUGAUGAGAUUGAAUGCACUUACUACGAUGAGAGACUCCACAACCGGUUCCACUUUACAGAGCGUCGUCAUAGCCCCUCCUGCCAGAGAUGUAGGUUGGACCGUGCUGCGAAAGAGAUCACAAUUCAUUUGAAACUGCCCCGAUCAUUUGCAUUCUGGCGUGAUCUCACUGCCUUCAUUGUGCUUGAAAUUUUUGGAAUCACAUAUGCUUCGAAAGAAACGCCUAGAGCGGACUACCGACCAGGCAGCUACAGUGGCCUCUCCAUGUUCUUCACCGCGGUCGUUGAUUCCCCAAGGAUUGGCCUUCUUUCCCAAGUUAAACCACACCAAGGAACUCACAGGCGAAAGAACCACAUUAUCAAUGUAUCAGAGAGCGACGUUUGUCUUGCGAACGGUUUGCAUUUCAAAUACUUCGACAAUGCCCACCGCUGCUUCACUGACGAUCUGGUCCAAACACAUGCGAUGGCAACGGCAUGCACGUACAAGUUACCGCCAUCCAGCUCAUCUCUACAGCCGUUUCUCUUCCGCCCAGCGGAGACACCUGACGGCCCGUCACCCAAUACGGUCAUUGCAUCGCAGCAUACCUGCCCCAAUGACAUGACACUGGGAGAGUAUAAGGCGCUCUGCUCGAUGCCAUUGGGCUUCCAUAUCCAGUGGCAGAACAUCCUUCGGCAGCUCGCCGCACCUACGGUGGUGUUCAAUAAGGUCGAAACGUGCCUUUUUACCCUGCAGAUCAUGCACCAGGCAGGGCCGCCAUCGCUCAUGGAUCCAAUCCUGCGCGAAGGCCAUCAUGUUCUGAACGAAGAUUUGUUCGCAGCGCCUUUACUGCGAGAGAUCCAGAAGACAGCGGCGGCAAUCGAACAAAACUGGCAAUCCGCAGAGGGGCUGAGCGUAUUGAUCGCUCUCACCCAGAAGGUGUUGGCCUGCUCCCCAUCGGUCCACAUUCAGAACGAAUGCAUAGAGCAGCUGGAUGGCCUCCGGAAGAUAUCUUUCGGUUGGGUGAUGACUGUUGGGGAGGAGGCCGGUGCUACGGACAGCAAUGAUCACAGGAACGAUCUGAUUGCCUCCGCCGCUUAUCUCGCGUUGAUGUGCGUGGGCACGUUUGAUUGCGAGAACAGCCACUUGGAUAUGGUCAUUCAUGACCGAAAAGGCCUUCUAAACAGGGUAUCCAGCUGUUUACUGCCAAUUCUCUACUAUCGAUGGCAGAACAUAGCCUUUCGGGGACACCGCAUUCUCGUGAACAACACUAUCCAUGGCCGCAGGACCGCUCUCGACCGAGCGAUCCAGCGGACUUGGGCCGCGUACCGACCAGGAUCACCGUGGACAGCAGCCUCGAGUGGCACUCAAUGUUGCCUGCACGCCCAGGUUAUGGGUGAAUCAGGUGGUGCCAGCGGCGUCGGGGUGUACGUUAACCUUCUCACUGGUCAGCUGCUCAUCAAUGGUCGUCCCCUGGCGCGGUUGCCCUCAGAGUUCGAGCGCCAUAAAACAUAUCAAUCCCUGUUUGGGCAUUCCUUAGUGGAAGUGAUGCCCAGCGACCUUUCUGGCUUGGAAUACUCCGCCCAGAGACUGCAUAUGGGCCAGACGAUCUACCUGGGAAAACAGACGAUCCCCGAGCAGAGUGGGUUCGAUCUACGCAUUCGAGCCGUGGAUGGGCGUAGAGUAUGGGAAUUCGUACCCCCGAGGCUUCUCGCGGCUGCUUUACCAGAUGCCUUCAUUGAGGGAUACGCCCAUUGGUACGAGACCAAUUGCGAGUAUAUCGAGUUUCGUCCUAUUAACGAGCCAUGGAAGCCAUCACCUGCCUCUCACUGGCGAUUGCAGCGCACCCAGCCGGGAAAUAACUGGCAGCUCACUCAGGGAAAUAUGUCGUUAAUUAGUAUGGGAAGCGAGACAGCGAGAACAUUGUGUGAUGUCUUCCAACCCAUCGAAAAGGCCUCCAAGCUUCACUACAAACUGCACCACGAAUCUGGCAUGCUGGAGAUCGAGAUUCCCCGCCUGCGGCUGAGCUUUAAUCUGCGAUCUGGCACUCUGAUUGGCCUGCGUAACAAGCUCGUUUUGCUGGACCGAAAACCUCAUAAUCGGAGGGUUCUCAUCCCGGAAGGUCAGAUAACAUGGGAGCAAGACGGUACCCACGUCACCGUCAAGGUUGGUUGGCAGGCAGCAACCAGCGUGCAUAUUUAUCUCAUAAACAGUGACAUCGGCUGCUUGACAGACAAUGGGACUCUGCAGAGUAAACUGGUACUGUGCUAUCUGCAUGCAGUCACGUCAUUCUGCAUCCCUGACCCCUUGGCCAAGCACACAGGGACCGAACAGUCUCUCUCUAUCCUUCGCUCGGCAUCGAUACGGUCGCGUGUUAUGCAAAGUGUUCAAUGGGAUCCCAUCCUAGGUUGUUUGGCUCAACAUAACGAAUUCCACGGCCAGGUAGCUGCGAUACUUGAUCAACACCAUCGGAUGAGAAUAUUCAAUGCGGCUUCACCGGGGACGGAGCCAUCCCUACCUGCAUUGAAUGCAGACCUCCUGCAGCGGGAUCGCAUUCGCUCCUCGGUCUUCCGGAUCUCUGGUUUCGGCGCUGAGGACCACACGGAUGCGGAGGACUGUCUGUAUGAAGGACUGGGCCGGAAUUACCAGUCCGAACGCUGUUCGCAAGUGUUCACUCUCUGCAGAAUUCUCUACGAAGAUAUCCCCUCUGUCGAGGACCACAGUACGCGGAUCAAGUACGAUGCGAUGUGGCUCACGGAGUCCGGCGAGUUUGUUUCCAGUCACUGGUGCAGUAUCCAUUGGCUUCUCUGCUCGGAGACGGCUCGGCCAAACAGAUAUGCGGUAAUGCUGUGGUUGUCGACGUUGGCAUUCUCCAGGAAGAUAGACAUGAUUGUCUUGCACGUUCUUGCUGCGCUGUACAUUGUACCCGGUAUGGCCUCGAUGACCUUACCAGCACAGGGUUUAUACCGGCUGCAAGAAGGUUCCGGGUUGAACGUCGCCGAACUGAAGGCUCGGAUCCAAUCAACAAGCCGGAGCGUGACCCCCGAAGAUGGCCUCUCGCCCGGCCCAGCGGAAUCGUAUAGCACGUUUCAUGCGCGCGUGGCGAAGCUGAGAAAGACAAAGCGGAAAAAGGCACUGGGUCAUUUCAUAGCCGGCCUACAGACACAGUGGCCGACCCGAUGCCCCUCACGUCCCAUAUCUGAUGAAGAGCCGCCAUUCGCAGAUUAUUUUGUCCCACAAAAAGCGAUGCAAGUUUUAAAGGCAGCAAUGUCAACUUGGUUCGAUAACCGAGAGCUUAGGCAGUAUCUUGAUAGGAUUGCAGCCGUUUACACCGCCCAAAAGAUCCAUCCCAUCACAAUGCCACCAUGUCUCUGCCGGUGCUGGGAACGCCCCCCAGACCGACGGCGUGCUUUCAUCUCCGUGGAUGACAUAGUGGACGGGUCGCUUGGUCCACCACCGGCGGUGGAAAUGGAACCACCCACCCUACCACCUUGGUCGGGCAGUAGCACUACUCCGGACCAAAAUCUAAAUUUGUCAAGCUUAGUCGAUUCCAUAGAAUCACAAGCGCGAUCUCAAUUCCAAAAGCAGUACAUUGAGAGACUGCGGGCCAGUAUGGCAUCCUUGCAGGGUAUCCAGCAUAUGGAUCAUCGCUUGCCGAGGACGACCCGUGCAAUCAUGUCGAGGAUGAUGCUUUCCAAUACGAUGACAGGAGAGAUACAUCCCGGAUCACACACGGAGCGCAAUAUACUGGGAACAUUUGCCAAUAUCCACGUCUGGCCGAGGGUAUCAUCAUCACAGCUUCUUCUCCAUCAGCUGACACGCAAACGCUGGAAUCACCUGCCUGAGCCCUGGAAGGAAUGCUUGGUCGCGUAUGGAUGUUCCAUCACGGCACUCCAGCGGGCGAAGAGGCUCGUCAACGCGAUGGGUCAUCGUAUGGAUCUAGCCCGCGAACUGCAGAACCCCGGUCACACGAACUGGAACACAAUGGAUUUCCCCGAGUCAUUGCUGCUAGAGAUCGAGAGUGGGGUGUUGAUUCGGGACGUCCAGGAACAGAUCGCGCGACGAAAUGCGCAGCCCGGACAGAAUGUCAUCAUGCAACUGAAUAUGGGCGAGGGCAAGUCUUCCGUCAUCGUCCCCAUCGUGGCAGCCGCGCUCGCAGACCGUUCAUGCCUAGUUCGCAUCAUUGUCCCUAAGCCCCAGUCGCGUCAGAUGUUUCAGAUGCUCGUUUCGAAGCUGGGGGGCCUUUUAGGGCGGCGGGUGUAUCAUCUCCCCGUGUCACGCUCGUUGCAGAUCGGGGAACCGGAGGCGGAAGAGAUCGAAUGGAUAUGCCACGACUGCAUGGCGGAGGGCGGACUGAUGUGUCUCGAGUGCUUUAUCACAGGGAGAGAGGCGGUUGGUGUAUGUCUUCUGCGAAUUCUGGAUUUCUUCAGGACCUCCUCGCGAGACGUGGUGGAUGAAAGCGAUGAGAACUUCAGUGUGAAGUUCGAGCUGAUCUACACGAUGGGGACCCAGCGUCCGUUGGAGCUCAGUCCACAGAGGUGGACUUUAAUCCAAGAGAUGCUCGGCCUGGUGAGGAAGUAUGCUCCAGUUAUCAAAAUGCAGUUCCCGCGGUCAAUUGAGGUGGAGGAGCCGCAUCCAGGAUAUUUCCCCAGGAUACGGUUGCUCCGAGCGGAUGCCGUCCAUCAGCUGUUUGAACGGAUUGCGGAUCAUAUUUUCCAUAACGGUAUUGACAAACUGCCAAUUUCAAGGCAGCCAGAAGCACAACGACGCGCGGCGAUCGCUUAUUGCCUUAACCCUGACCCGUUACCACUGCAGAUUGCUGCAGUUGAAACCCCAGAUGCGUCUGGCUUAGGGAACGACAGCACGAGGGAUCCUCUGCUACUACUCCGGGGUCUGCUGGCUGGCAACGUUCUGGCAUUCUGCCUGGGACAAAGACGCUGGCGAGUCAACUAUGGACUUGAUCGCUGCCGACAACCCCCCACAAGGCUGGCAGUUCCGUAUCGUGCCAAGGAUAAUCCGGCACCACGGGCGGAAUUCAGUCAUCCCGAUGUUGUCAUUGUACUGACGUGCCUGAGCUAUUACUAUGAGGGACUCCGCGACGAGGACCUAUUUCGAGCAUUCGACCAUCUGGUCGGAUCGGAUCAAGCUGACUCGGAGUAUCAAAUAUGGGUCGAUGAUGCCCCGACUCUCCCCCCGGCCUAUCGUCAAUUGCUGGGCGUUAAUCUCCAGGACCGGCUCCAUUGCGUGGAAUGCAUUUUCCCCUGUCUUCGGUUCGCGAAGGGAGCCAUCGAUUACUUCCUGGCUCAUAUUAUUUUCACCAAAGGCCUAAGGGAGUUUCCGAGUAAAUUAUCUUCGUCCGGAUGGGAUAUCGGUGAGGUCAAGUGCCAUCCCACCGUCGGCUUUAGCGGGACCAACGAUUCCCGUGUCACCCUUCCGCUCAGUGUGGAGCAGCUGGAUCUACCUGACCAGAACCACACCAAUGCGUUAGUUCUCGAAUAUCUUCUCCGACCCGAGACUGGCAUUGCCCUGAUUCCGACCCGAGAUGACCUGUCCAGUCAGAUGCGCAGGUCCUUCUGGAUAUGGUGGCGGAACUGGGUUCACCCGUACGCGUGA
This is a messenger RNA of Aspergillus welwitschiae, 7389 nucleotides long. RefSeq lists its product as uncharacterized. The record is from RefSeq and is a predicted model, not a curated record. NCBI's taxonomy places the organism in Eukaryota, Fungi, Ascomycota, Eurotiomycetes, Eurotiales, Aspergillaceae. The transcript has 8 exons. Bases 1 to 7389 code for a protein of 2462 amino acids.